AGAAAACAAAAAGACGGGGGGGGGGCUUUUUUCCUUACAGGCCAGCUGCAGCGUUGUCACACAGAAGAACAGUGACAAACUUCACCAUGGCUAUCAGAUAGCUGGCAGUCACAGGUGUAUUAAUGCGAGUAAACGUUGAACGUCAACGCCUUCACGUUUCCACAGGACGGAGGACAUAAACCUGGUGGUGUUUUCCAAUCCUGUCGGACAAGUUGCAGCAAUGCCAAACGUUAAACCGCUAAGAUUCCCAUCAGCGGAGGGACGACCCAGUCCACAAGAUCUUCAAGCCCUCUGCUCUGGUAGACGUCGCACUUGUGCUUUGCUCAACAGUCCCUCACCAUGUGUCAAUAAAGCUAUUUACCAUAUCCAAGAGCUGAAGAAGACGGUGGACAGUUGGCGUCAGCAGUCUGGAAAAUAUCAGACACAGAUUAAUCAGGACAAGCACCAAUACAGCAAAACUUUGAGAUUUCAGUCCAGAGACCUGGAUACGGAUUCUGAGACGUUUACAGAGUUCAUCGAAGGCAUCGCAAUUACUGCACCAGAAAGUUGUCCUUCAACGCCUCUAGAGAAGAAAAUAAAUGAUGUCCUUGGAGAGGCUAUGUAUCUGAUUGAGCGGCUGGAGGCUGAUCGUCAGUAUGCAGAGGAAGCUCUCCGCAAAGAGAAGAAAACGAGAAGGUUUUUGAAGAACAAAGUUGACAGUAUUUCACUGUGGAAGCAACAAGAGCACUCUUUUGUAGUCCAAAAAGAGCACGAGGCUUGCAUCAGAGACAUCACCGAACUAAAGGGGCAGCUAAAACUGGAAAGAGAGAAACUUGAGCAAGCCCAGGAGAAACUGUCACACGCUGAGGUGUUGAACCAGAGCUUACAUGAAGACAUCAACUUCGCUAAAAAACAAAUUCCUAUUGUUAAAGAAAACCUGGAACUCCAGAAAGGCAUCAUAAAUCAAAUCAACACUGCACAAGCUGAGGCUGAUGAAGAAUACUCAACAGCACAAAGUGCUCUCUUGCUGAUUCAGAAGGAGCUAAGUGAGAUGGAGGUGGAAGCCAAAAAUGAAAUGAUAUCAUGGGAUCGUGAACUGUUGGUAAUAACGAGUCAGCUGACUAAGAGAUUGGAAGAUUUAAACCAGUUGAAGAUGCUUGAGAAAGCGGUAGAUGCUGAAAUAAAGGAUGCUGAAAAGACAGUGACACUUAAAGAAGAGAAGUGUGCCGCCACAACACAACGUUUCUCUGAAAUGAUGGAGCUCGAGAAAACAGAAAAAGAUAGGAUUUUGCAAUUGAAACUUCAUUAUGAGGAAGAAAUGCAAAAGAAUAAGAAAUUGCAAGAAGACAAUGAGAGAACUAGACUCCAUGGUGAAGCACAGGUUUCCCGCUUAGAAGAGCAGCUCCGUUCAAAGCGUGAUGCUUUUGCAGCUCUUCGUAAAGAAAACAUGGACAAUGAACAGAAAGUCGAAGACUACAGGAUAAAAAAUUCUGUGAGUAAGAAAGCAGUGGAGCAGAUGCGUGAGGAGAGGAAGCAGAUGCUCCAGAAAAUCAUUGACAAUGACGAGCAGUGGGAAAAGGCCGAGGAGGAACUGACCCACGUUGUUGCCCAGCACAGUGUCACUCAGACUAAACUGAAGGAGCAGGAGCAGCUCACCUUCAUGGAAGAACAGAGGGCCAGGAAAGAGAUUGAAAACCAGAAGAAGAGUCUGACAGAUCAGAGGGCUGCCCUGGAACUACUGAAGGGUCAGUGUGCAAAUAAAAAGGAAGAAUUGGAUCGACAGCAAAGAAGCUCAGAGCAAACUAACAAAAAACUUCAGAAAGAACUGGAAGAUGCAACCACAGCAACAAAAGAACUGGAGACAAAAAACGAGAAAAUCAAAAAACUGACAGAAAAUCUGGAAAAGAUUCAGUGUGAACAUGGGAACAUAUUAGUCAACCUUGAGAAGGAGAAAAAACUCAAAUGUGAACACCUGAAAGCUGCUCAGGAUUUACACAGUGCGGCUGUAAAAAGAUAUGACGACACCGUGGGCAGGAUCAGUGACCUUACGAAGAAGAUCGAAGAAUACCGAGAUGCUUCAGAUGAAAAGGAAGAAACAGUUGAAAGCAUGACAGGAGACAUAGCAGAACUACAAAGUGUUUUUGAUGUGGAGGAAUUCAAAAACAAAUCAGCUGCUCUCAUAAUGAGCACCUUGCAGUCUGAUAUUAAUAACUGCCAACAACGAACACAGCGAUCCAUGCAGACACACACUGCUCAUAUUACGGCAAGAGAAAAGAAACUGGAAGACACGAAGGAAGCGCUAAAAAUUGCACUGAAGGAGAACGAACAGCUGGCGAGCCAGUACGAAGGUCUUCAGAAGAUCCUCAUGGAGGCCAAACAGGAGGAGGUGUCUGCACUGAGCGAGAAGAACCGUGCACAUAAAUCCUUUCAUUAUUACACACAGCUCUCUUUGUUGCAGAAGAGGAUGCACAAAGAUUUGGUGAAAGACUUAGAACAACGCAGCCUCUACAGCCAGGCUGAACUGGACCGGUGCCAGGCUCUUUCUCAAGAGACCGACCAGAAAAUAAAAACAGCCCAGGAGGGGUUGUCAGCAGAAAUUCAGCUCAUCUCUGCGUUCCUGCAAUCCUUGACAGAUGACUCUACUACCACUGAUGUUGCCGGGGUCAACAAACAAGCCAGUCCAGGAUCGAAUGAGUAGAUGCCUUCAGUUCAAAUAGCAGUGUAAUUGGACAUUCACCUGUACCAGACAACUUACUUACCCUAGCACGCUUCACUAUUCCCCCCUCUUUACUUGCAGCAAAUCCAUAACAAUGAAACAGGUGACUUUCAUGCUGCUGUCAGGACUGAUCUAAUUUUAGCUGGGUGAAUGAUUGCAAUUGGCUUUGCCUCAUCAGAUAAUUAAUCUAUGUCACCAUUAAUUGGAAAAGAGAAUAAUUACAGGCAGUGUUGACAGAAAUUCUACGCUUCUCCAGAUUCCAAGAUCUAAUUACAACUAGUGAAACCCCGUGACCUUAACUAGCACUUAGUACACCUUGGCCACCUUGACCAUACCCAUGUAGACACCACUGUCUGUUGAAAGACCCUGUUUUUGUUGCCGCUCCCCGCACUCCUCCGCUCUCCUCACUCUCUGAGAGCUGUCUCCCUCAAUCACUUUUCAAUAUUCAAUCUUAAUUUUGUGGAAGUUUAGCAUUUUCAAUGAGCUGGAGAUGAAUGAUUAAUGAAUAAAUUUAAAUGCUUCAUUUUGUCCAUGGAUCAUUAGUUAAGUCCUUUGUGGGAAGGACCUGAGAAAGGAGUGAAAAUUAUUGAGACAUUAGCCUGAAGCAAUCCAGGGGUAAAUAGUGUGCACAAAAGGAUGUUGUGUGCGUACUAUCCACUGGCUUUCUAAAGAACCCGGGGGAAACACUGUUUUCAAUUUGGUAUCUUAACUGAAUCACAUUUAGUACUUGUAGAAAAUAGAUUUUUGUUUCAUCGUGUUUCAACAAUGUCAUACUAAUGGUACACAGCACAAAUGGCUGUUCCAUAUAGACUUUAAAAGUUAAGUAAAAAUAUGUCUGGAUAAAUAAUACUUUCUAUAUCUUAACAGACUUAUUACAUUGUUUUAAUUUACAUAAGAAAUUCUAAAUAAGUUAAUAACGAUGGUCUUAUGAUUCUUGAGUGCACACAUGAUUUUUCUCAAGGCCGAUGCUUUUAGACUGCUCCUUACAAAUAUGUGUUGCCCUCUCCUGUCUGUGUCUGGUUGAUAGAGACGCUGUUGUUUUGUUGAUAUGCUGGAUGCCUCUCCUACUCGGGGGGACAGAAGGGGGCAGUGUGAACACAACAACAUUAGAAAGACAUAAUUGACUGCAACACGGCUCAGUCUAGUGUCAUAAAAUGGCCAUAGCAUUUCAUCACAUCUUAAGGAUUAUUAUUAUUCAGUCAAUUAAAAUAUCAGAUUAAUAAAUAUCAUACUUUAAUACAUGUAGUCUUUUUUAUCUGCGAGUUUUAUCAGAGUUUUAAGAAAGUUUUCCUCUGUAGCUUUGAAUUUAAAUAUACUGUGUAAGAUUAUACACACAGAACAUCCUGCAUAAUGGCAUUAAUGCGGUACUUCAUAUCGACUACUCGCGUGGUGCCGCUAGAUCUCCAAAAGCACCUUGAAGAGAAAAAUGUUCAGUCUGUCUCAUAUUCCUUACUGACUAUAUGGCAAUAUCUCAAAUGAAAGUGCCUCCCCAACACAUUUAUCUGCUCUCUUUGCAUCUAAUCAAUCCCCUAAAUAAAUGAAAGUGAGCCACAACUAGAUGUCAUCACAUUUAUCUGCAGGCGUGCCUCAAAGUGCACACACCUAAAUGCUGCUGCUCUAAAGAGGGUGGACUGUGGAUAUACUGAUGGGGCCACUUGACAGCUGAGAUGUAUUUUCUAUGUUAGAUGCCUGUUUCAGUGUGAUGAGGAUGGAAUAUACAGCACAAGCCUCACUGUGUUGUUGUAGUCUGUGAUACAUCAAAGCUGUUUUAGGAGAUUUUUUUGUAUAAAGGCAGAUUUUGCAAUCUGAUUUACAGGCAGCAUGAUUCUCAAUUUCAGCCUGGCGCCACCAUGCAGACGAUGGGCCCGUUUCGUGUGGAUUCACUCCAGUGAUCACUUCUGAUCGUUGACGUGAAGCCGAGUGAAUCAGAGCAACGUUCUGCCUUCUCGAGCUAACCAAAAUUCUGUUUUGAGAUGGUUUCAAAAUCUAGGGAAAAAAUGGAGGUGUCCACUCAAACCGUCCUGUCUUUGUUCAUGAGCAAGUGGAGAGUUGAGCCAUGGAGCUGAUGGAGUCAAGGAAAGAAUCAGCUUCAGCGUCCCUAGGUGACCGCGCCACUGAGCCCGUGCU
Molecule: messenger RNA, 4822 nt
Organism: Epinephelus moara (kelp grouper)
Lineage: Eukaryota; Metazoa; Chordata; Actinopteri; Perciformes; Serranidae
Product: coiled-coil domain-containing protein 178
Exons: 21
Coding region: 221-2677 (818 amino acids)
Source: RefSeq, a predicted model, not a curated record